AAAAGCAGAAAAUGAAUUUUGAGAACAAGAAGCAGAUGGAAGCUGAGUGGGCCCAAUACCUCCGCUGUGACGGCCUACCAGACCCUCGCGUGGUGACGCAGAUGAACACGUACCUUCAUAUCUGGCAGCAGAAGCCGGAGUGCGACCCUGACGAGCUGGAGAGGAGGUGCAUUGAGGCUCUGCCGAUGUUAGAAAUGCUGGAAGAAUUUGUUGCCAACUCCCGACAAUACACACCGCUACAAGCUCAGAGCUAUAAUGAAGUUCGAUUAGCCCUCAGAGAACAGCUCUCAAACGCCAUCCAGUUCGCCUCCUACACUCUCCUACGAGACAUGGAGAAGCAUCUCAAGUUUGAGUCCAUCAAACUGGCUCUCUACGAGAGAGAAUUCAAAGGACUCCGACUCAAUCUCUGGUGUGCUGUCAAGAUGCCCACUAGGAAACCGAAGCCGCUAGAACCUGACCCAGAGCCAGUAGAGCUUGCCUUCCCAUCCAUGAAGGUGGCUGUCAAACUGCCAAAGAUUAUAGACGGGACAUGCGUGUGUGUGCGUGCGGCCAGAUCUAUGAUAGACCUGCUCAGCGAGAGCUCCAGAACCUUCCACUUGGGUGGGGACAUGCCCAAUAGAUAUGUGGAUCUCUUCAUCUUCAACGUGAAAGAACACGUGGAGACGUACAAGCUGAAGAAAGAAUACGACGACAUCAGGAACAAGUUCUACAAAGAAAUCCGGGAAAAAGUGAGGGAGCUUGAGAACUUCUUGAAGGCGAACCCGUACACAAAAAAUGAAAAAGAGAAAGAAGAUCUGGACAACCUGAACAUGGCAGAACCCCCUUUCUUACCGGACCCACGAACGCACAUUGGUGAACAAAACGAAUUGGCAUUUCAAAAGUAUCUGAAGACAUGCAUGACCAGAACUCGUGCUGGAGAAGUGAAUCUUCGUAAAUAUAGGAUUUGCGGGGGCGUGUUGAAUCUGGAUCUGUUGACCACUCCUCCUCAGCCGAAGAAGAUGACUGGAUCCAUCGUGCUGACCACUCUUCAGCUCCCAAAACGCCUCCAGCCUAUGAAGUACCAGGUCCAGUACCGAGCUCCGUCCCCUCCCCCGCCGGGCGUCACCCGCACCCCCGAAGAAAUAGAAAGGGAGAUCAAGAAGACGGAGCAGGAGUAUGAGAAACUAGCGCUGGUGUUUAUAGACCUGCCCCAAGACGUUAUGUGGACGGAGCCGCCGGUGGUGUGCCAGUGGCAGGAGCAGCGUCGGUUGUGGACCAGCAACUACGUCAACGACUACAAGUUCAACGAGGAUAAACUGACUGUGCAGUUUAGGACUGGGGUACUGUGGCCUAUAGGAAUAGCUGCGUUGAGGUACAGCAACCUACCCUACCAGGGGUGGGACGUGCGGCCUGACCCCCAGAGUAAAGGCGUGAUACUGACCGUGACAGGCGUCUGCGUGACUGUCACGUGGCUGUGUGUGGGCAACUCUGUCAGGCUGAAGUGGAUCGCCAACGCGCCCACCUCGGCACUGAAGGAGCACUUCAACAAGCCUUAUAGCGUGAAGAGGAUGACGCAGAUAAUGCGCGAAGCCGCGUGCGACUUUUUCCCGGACUUCGACGGGUAUUCUCACGUGGAAGGCUCCUGCCCCAAGGAGUGGGUGAUGGAGCGCCACAACUACCACGCCAUGGCCUUCCUGUCCAGGGCUUAUAACUUCCAGUGGAGCAGAUGGAACGCGGGCGCAGGUUCACGUAACAUUGUGAUGCAGAUUCGAGAAGCAGUUGACAAGAAAAGAGAGGCUAAAUUCCAAUUGCUGUACGUGACGCCACAACGCGCCUUCGUCCUGAAAUGUAACGAAAUGACUCAGGAGUUUAAUCUAGAGCCAAUGAUGGGCAUGAAGUUCUUCCCCGAUCUGUUCACUCUGAACAUGUCUUACGGAUCAGUCGACGCGCGGAGGGCGACCUUCAACAUGAAGUACCGACUGGUCGAGACCGUCUUCAAUAUGCUGCAAGAACUAAAACUGUCUAGCUUCUCAUAAUAUAGAUGACCCACGCUGAACUGUCCCACCAAACUCAAUGACAGGGGGCGCUACCAUCGUUCAACUUUAUGGUUUCCAACAUGGCAAAAAUCGGAACCAGCAAUUCGGUAUUGACGGUGGCGCCCCACUGUCUAUGUCAUGGAUAGGACAGUUCAGUAUUUUACGCUGCGACUUACGGUCACUUUCAAACAUUGGAAAUAAUAAUCUUUUUAAUGUCUGUGCUAUCGACCACAGUUCCAGCUACCCAUUUCCGUUUUUUCUCUCGCUCUCAUCAAAUUAAGAUUCUUUGCGAUAGAAAAAGAUGCAAUGAUGGGUACAUCUUGAUGUAUCAGUAUAACCAAUGUG
Molecule: messenger RNA, 2360 nt
Organism: Ostrinia nubilalis (European corn borer)
Lineage: Eukaryota; Metazoa; Arthropoda; Insecta; Lepidoptera; Crambidae
Product: dynein axonemal intermediate chain 7 homolog
Exons: 17
Coding region: 12-2015 (667 amino acids)
Cellular component (GO): axoneme
Molecular function (GO): microtubule binding; beta-tubulin binding
Source: RefSeq, a predicted model, not a curated record